Molecule: messenger RNA, 612 nt
Organism: Bacidia gigantensis
Lineage: Eukaryota; Fungi; Ascomycota; Lecanoromycetes; Lecanorales; Ramalinaceae
Exons: 1
Coding region: 1-612 (203 amino acids)
Source: RefSeq, a predicted model, not a curated record
AUGUCCCACAAGCCAUACCGUGCCCAACAUCACUUUCCUCGACACAAAAGCCUUGUAAGUAUCUCACGAACGACCCAAGCUCCUCCCCUCCCAUCAGUCCAUUCCCUCUCACACAUAUACCUACCGCAUCAACAACCACCACUGAAAUACCUCGACAGCGCGCCCCUACUCAUCGAUACCGAGACAAACAAACCCUCCUUCCCCAUCCCAGGCAGCGAUCCGCCCUUGAAACUCAUCUUCGACACGGGCAGCCGUACCGUCCUCCCUCAAGCCCAAGCCGACCAGAUCCUCGAUAGCGCAGCCACAGAGAUCCUAGAGACUCACUUUCCCUUCGAGAGCGGCGACCUCGUACCUGAGUGCGCAACAGUCUUCACAGCGGCUGGGGUAGAGGGUUUUUCGCUGUGGAUGUGGAAGCGGUCGACUUCUCAGCAGAGGUUUACGUGGAAUGUGGCCCUCCAGGCUAUCAGGGGCUAUAAGGUCUAUAUUGAUGGUGUUGGACGCCGGGAGGCAGAUGUUGUGCCGUUGAAGGCUGUGAGAAUAUACGUAGAUGAUCCUGCGGCUGGGGAUGGGAGUGGGAGGUUUCUGUAUGGCUUCAUACAAUUCUCGGAUUGA